AUGAUGGUUCUUCUGACUGCCGGAUGCUUCAUGUGCUUCAUAGUGUCUGGUUUGUGCUUCAACCAAAGUGCCGUAGAAGAAACAACCACUCUGAAGCCGCCCGACGUGAUGACUGCACUGCGAGGAUUUAUUGGCAACCUCCUGGAUGGCUCUUCCAACACGCUAACGCGAAAGCUGCUUCAGGCGGACGUGUCAUCAUCCUGCACCGUCGGCCUCCUGAAACUAGUGCGCGGACUUCGAGCCCUGGAACCUUGGGCACUUCGAUUAAUUGACGCUUCGGGGAAGUACCCUACCGGACUCCUGCAGGCGACGUCGGCCGAUCUGGGUGCCUAUGAUGAGUGCGUGGAAACGGUCGUGAACGACGACUUUGGUCAAGAACGAGUCAGGGCUCAGUACUGCAACAUUCACAUCCACGUGGAUCGCGGGUCAUCUUUCGUGGCAGAUCUGACUCAAGAAGUUCUUCGGAUUUAGUUUCCUCAGUUAUUCUUUAUGAAAGAAUUUCAAGGCUACAUAGCAGACAGUCGUCUGCCCGGAAUCCGCCUAGGAAUCUGCAUGGUUGAUGAUUGCAGUGGAGAAGAGCUGCAGCAACUUAUAAACACGCGUACCCUUUUGAAGAUCGCCACAGCUUUUUCUCUGCCCGGCAAUACCAGCAUCAUAUUUCAUGUAGCAACCGACAAACGGUCAGACACCUACGCCUACCGAUUCAUUCACGGGAUGCGUUUCUUCAGCAUUGUUUGGAUUGUACUUGGACACUCCUACGGAAGCAUCACUGAUGUCUAUUCCAGGAUGGUGAACAAUCUUUCUUAUUUUGAGAAAUUUCCAACUCUGAUUGUGACUGCAGGCUACCUUUCUGUUGACACGUUCUUCUUCAUGAGUGGAUUUCUUUUAAAUUAUACUAUACUCAAACAGAAGAAAAAUCCUGCGCUUAUUUGUGCGGUAGCCAUUGCACGGCGCUUUAUCAGGGCUACCAUACCACUCUUCUUCAUGAUAAUGUGCAUCUAUCUCCUGCCCUUGGUUGCUUCCGGACCAGACUCCAGGUCAUAUUUUGAAAAGUUUGAUCGGGAGAUCAGAAACCACUGGUGGGCUUUGUUGCUGCAAGUCAGGAACUUUCGGAAAGAAAUCACAUUCUCUAUACUACCCCACGUUUGGUACUUGUCUGCCGACUUCCAAUUGUUCGUGGUAUCCCUGGUUGUUAUUUUGAUUUUUAGAAGGAGCCCGAUAUGGUCAACAUUUAUGUUCACGUUGUUGUCAAUUAUUGGCUGCUCAAUAUCCGCGUGGCAAGUCGUCAACACUCACCUAACCCCCUUCCUUGUCGCAAUGAGUGAGGAUCUCUCAAUUCUCGUUGACACGAUGAACGAAUACUACGCUCUUCCUUUUUACCAUGCCGUCUGUUGUUUCUCGGGCUGCAUUACAUUUAUUUUGGUCGAGAGAUUCAGACAAUUUCACAUGUCAAAGGCUGUGCAAGUAUGUAUGUGGUGUUUUGCGCUGGUGUGCGGUUUCAGCUGCCUGUUUACAAAAGUCUUCUGGUAUCGAUCAAGAAUACCAACCACAGAAUUUGGUAAAGUUUGCUUCGCCUUUUUCGACCGCAUUCUCUGGUCUGUGUGUGUCGCAUGGAUCACCUUUGCCUGUUCCACUGGAAGAGGAGGUAUUCUAAACAGCUUUCUGUCCUUGAAAGCAUUUGUUCCUCUGGCCAGGCUGUCCUUUGGCGUGUACCUGAUCCACUCACCAUUCUACCUCCUGAUGUUCCACAUCUCAAGGGAACGCAUCUUCUUCUCCCAUUUUACCAUGGUAUCGCUGUUCUUCUCCGUCCUGGUGUGGAGCUAUCUGCUCAGCUACCUACUCUUCGUGCUCUGCGAGGCUCCAACCGGCCGCCUCGAAAAAAUCGUCUUCAUGCACGACAGCUUUAAGGCGUCGAUGAAAAGCAGCACGACGAAUGGCACGAACCCUCAGCAUCCCGAUGCUAGUCCCAAGGACAAAUACCCGAAUAUUAUGCUCGCAGAGAACUAUAUGAUAGAUGAAAAAACAAGCGGUUUAAACUCAAACGAGCCGUUGUGCUGCCACCUUUAG
This is a messenger RNA of Ixodes scapularis (black-legged tick), 2067 nucleotides long. Its product is annotated as nose resistant to fluoxetine protein 6. The transcript is spliced from 15 exons. Gene Ontology annotation, molecular function: acyltransferase activity, transferring groups other than amino-acyl groups. Lineage: Eukaryota; Metazoa; Arthropoda; Arachnida; Ixodida; Ixodidae. The record is from RefSeq and is a predicted model, not a curated record.